Phaeoacremonium minimum UCRPA7 is the source of this 1647-nucleotide messenger RNA. Its product is annotated as putative myo-inositol-1-phosphate synthase protein. Lineage: Eukaryota; Fungi; Ascomycota; Sordariomycetes; Togniniales; Togniniaceae. Gene Ontology annotation, biological process: phospholipid biosynthetic process; inositol biosynthetic process. The record is from RefSeq and is a predicted model, not a curated record. Gene Ontology annotation, cellular component: cytoplasm. Gene Ontology annotation, molecular function: inositol-3-phosphate synthase activity. The transcript is spliced from 2 exons. Bases 1 to 1647 code for a protein of 548 amino acids.
AUGGCUCCCCACGCCGAGGUCGACACGGGCUCCUUCACUGGAAAUGGACACACUACCAAUGGCACCUCCCAGGCUCCUGCUGGGAGCUCUGCUCACAAGGACCUGUUCCAGGUCAACUCCCCCAACGUCGUGUACACGGACUCUGAGAUCCAGUCCAAGUACACUUACCGCACCACUCUGGUGAACAAGGGUGACGAUGGCAAGUUCGUUGCAACCCCCCAAGAGACUGUGUAUGACUUCAAGGUCGAUCGCAAGAUCCCCAAGACCGGUGUCAUGCUUGUCGGUUGGGGUGGAAACAACGGAACCACCGUCACUGCCGGUAUCAUUGCUAACCGCCGUGGGCUGGUCUGGGAGACCCGCGAGGGUCCUCGUGCUGCCAACUACUACGGCUCCGUCAUCAUGGGCUCUACCAUGAAGCUCGGAACUGAUGCCAAGACUCACCAGGACGUCAACAUUCCUUUCCAUGACGUUCUGCCCAUGGUACACCCCAAUGACAUUGUCCUUGGAGGCUGGGAUAUCAGCGGCCUGGACCUUGCCGCUGCCAUGGACCGUGCUGCUGUUCUUGAGCCAACCUUGAAGCAACAGGUCCGCAAGGAGAUGGCUGAGAUGCGCCCGCUUCCCAGCAUCUACUACCCCGACUUCAUUGCUGCCAACCAGGAGGACAGAGCUGACAACCUGAUUGCUGGGUCCAAGGCUUCCAAUGCCCAUGUUGAGCAGAUCCGCAAGGACAUUCGUGACUUCAAGGCCACCAACAACCUGGACAAGGUUAUCGUGCAGUGGACUGCCAACACUGAGAGAUAUGCUGAGAUCAUCCCCGGUGUCAACGACACUGCUGAGAACCUCCUGAAGGCAAUCGAGGAGGGCCACGAGGAGGUUGCCCCCUCCACUGUCUUCGCUGUGGCCUGUAUUCUUGAGAAUGCUCCCUUCAUCAACGGUUCUCCCCAGAACACCUUUGUUCCUGGUGCCAUUGACCUGGCUGAGAAGCACGGUGCCUUCAUUGGCGGUGAUGAUUUCAAGUCUGGUCAGACCAAGAUGAAGUCCGCCCUGGUUGACUUCUUGAUCAACGCUGGUAUCAAGCUCACCUCCAUUGCAAGCUACAACCAUCUUGGCAACAACGACGGCAAGAACUUGAGCUCCCAGAAGCAGUUCCGCUCCAAGGAGAUCUCCAAGUCCACUGUCGUCGAUGACAUGGUUGCUGCCAACAACGUCCUCUACAAGGAGGGUGAGCACCCGGACCACACCGUCGUCAUCAAGUACAUGCCCGCUGUUGGCGACAACAAGCGUGCCCUUGACGAGUACUAUGCCGAGAUCUUCAUGGGUGGUCACCAGACCAUUUCCAUCUUCAACGUCUGCGAGGACUCCCUCCUGGCUUCCCCGUUGAUCAUCGAUCUCGUCCUGGUCACCGAGAUGAUGACCCGUAUCCAGUGGAAGGCCGCAUCCAGCGACGGCGCCACCACCAAGGACUACAAGACCUUCCACAGCGUGCUGAGCAUUCUCAGCUACAUGCUCAAGGCUCCCCUGACGCCCCCUGGCACCCCGGUCGUCAACGCCCUGGCCAAGCAGCGUGGCGCGCUCACCAACAUCUUCCGUGCCUGCGUUGGUCUCGAGCCCGAGUCUGACAUGACUCUCGAGCACAAGCUCUUCUAG